Molecule: messenger RNA, 4826 nt
Organism: Drosophila serrata
Lineage: Eukaryota; Metazoa; Arthropoda; Insecta; Diptera; Drosophilidae
Gene: Dsp1
Product: Dorsal switch protein 1
Cellular component (GO): nucleus
Molecular function (GO): DNA binding
Source: RefSeq, a predicted model, not a curated record
GCACAGUAAGGCAGAGACGGCAAUUCAAUUCAAUAGCCUUUGCAUUCGUUGUUGGUACUCUCUGUGUGUGUUUUCAAUCAGGCGAGCGGCGCGCGUACGAACCUCAUCUUUUCCGCAUUGAUACCAACAAAACACAGCGAUACGCUACUACAAUAAAGCAGCGUAUGCAGCGCUGUUUGUUUAUUUUUUACUAACUAAAAGCAAACGGCAAAACAAACCAAAUAAGUCGCCGCGUUUCGCGUUGAUUUCGCUGCAAAACUACACACACACGCGUUACAUUGGCGUUGUUUCGUAGAGUUCCGUGCGUCGUUGUGUCGUCGUUAGAAUCGAUGAAUUUUCAAUUUGAAAGUUUUUUUUUUAAUUUUUGAAUUGACGUGUGCUCUGGUCCGUGUGUAAAUAUACAUACGUACAUACGUGCAAUAAUCAAUACAACCAACAAAACCAUCAACUAGCAACGUACAGCGUACAGCGUACAUCCUACAUCGUACAUCGUACAACAAACGGCGCAGAACAGUUUUUACUGGCUUGAGACUCCGCUUCCAUAGCCAUUGACAUAGUGCUUGCGUUUGUGUGUGUGCGUGUAGUGCAAGAAGUGGAAAGACGUGGAGAAGAGAAGACGAGGAGUAGCCGCUAGUAUAGUAACUAUUCUUCGAAAGAGACACCGUGUAGUACACCGAAAAAUAAUCAAGUAAUACACCAAUCCGCAAUCGAACAGUCGGAGCAGAUCCGAUCCGAUCGCUCACAGUUAUGGAGCACUUUCAUCAAAUACAGCAAACCAUUCAACACUAUCAGCAGCAACUGGCUGCGCAGCAACAGCAACAAGUACAACAGCAACAGUUGCAACAGCACCAGGUGGUGGUGCAGCAGAAUCAGCAGCAGGCGCAUCAAAACAGCUCCAAUACCACAGCCGGCGUGGGCACCCAACAGCUGUUCACAUACAAAAUGGCCAGCAGUUUUCCUAAUCCGGCCACAACGAUGGCCCAAGUGGUGGCCACAUCGAACGCUGCCGGCACCACGGGCUACGAUUACCGUCUCAAUAUGGCCCAAGCGGCCGCAGCUGCCGCCGUUCCCGGCUCCCAAUGGUGGUAUUCGGCUGCCAAUCAGGGUCAGGUUGAUGCCAACACAGCGGCGCAACUGCAGCAGCAACAGCAGCAGCAGCAACAGCAACAGCAGCAGCAACAGCACCAGCAGCAACAACAGAUCCAACAGCAGCAGCAGCAACAGAAUGUCAUCAACUCGGCCGGUAGUCCAAUGAUCAGGGGCAAGGCAGAUGCCAAACCCAGAGGCCGAAUGACCGCCUACGCAUACUUUGUACAAACUUGCAGAGAGGAGCACAAAAAGAAGCAUCCCGAUGAGACUGUGAUAUUCGCAGAGUUCUCACGAAAGUGCGCCGAGCGGUGGAAGACAAUGGUGGACAAGGAGAAGAAGCGAUUCCAUGAGAUGGCCGAGAAGGAUAAGCAGCGUUAUGAGGCGGAAAUGCAGAACUAUGUGCCGCCCAAGGGUGCGGUUGUGGGGCGUGGCAAGAAGAGGAAACAGAUCAAGGACCCCAAUGCUCCGAAACGUUCAUUGUCUGCGUUCUUCUGGUUCUGCAAUGACGAGAGAAAUAAGGUGAAGGCCCUCAAUCCCGAGUUCGGAGUCGGCGAUAUUGCCAAGGAGCUGGGACGAAAGUGGUCCGACGUGGAUCCGGAGGUCAAGCAAAAGUACGAGUCGAUGGCCGAGCGGGACAAGGCUCGAUAUGAACGGGAGAUGACUGAGUACAAGACAAGCGGGAAAAUAGCCAUGUCCGCACCGUCAAUGCAGGCGUCGAUGCAGGCGCAGGCACAGAAAGCCGCGUUACUUGCCGCCGCUGCCCAGCAGCAGCAUCAGCAGCUGGAUGAGCAGCAUGACGACGAUGAUGGUGAUGGCGAUGAUGACGAGAACCAAUAGGUUUAGCAGUAAAUAAUACUCUUCAACUAUUUAUACACACCACACACACACCCACACCCACACACAGAGAAAGACACAAAACAAUGUGUCGUUGUUGGUCAUCACAAACGAGGCGAAAGUGAACAUGAUGAUAUCGUUGGUUGAUCUAUUAUCAGGUUGGCCAAUGUGUGUUUUGAAUAUAUAUAUGUAUUAAGGGUGUUCUCUCUUUUUUUUUAUGUUGUUCUUUCAAGUUUCCACGUUUUAAUAACGAUUCGAUGGUCACAUGUAAGAUUUUUAUAAUUUUAGUUUUGCAUAAGUGGAAAAACAGUGCUCUCUUUGGUUAGUUUUUAUAUGCGCAUGAAAUUUUUUUUUAUAUUUUUUUAUUUUGAUGAAGAUGCAACUUGGUGCCUCGGUGUAAUCUUGUGGAAUCUCUUAAACCCAACUACCGCACGAUCGUAAACUGGACAAACAUUCCCAAAAAUGAACCUUGACUUUUGAGUAUAUAUAUUUUUUUGUUUCUCUUUUGUGAGCAUUGAAAUCGUUAUCGGAAUGUGGAAGCUCGAUAACAAAAAAGGUACCCUUUAUGUAUAUAUAUGUAUGCAUAUAUAUAAAUAAUAUAUAGUUUUUUUUUUUAACAAUAAGUAAUCAAAUUUCCAUGAAUUAUGAAAGAAAGAAAGAGAAAUCACAAAGAAAAACUUUUAUAAGUUCUAUGUUAAGAAUAAAUACGAUUAAGUAUGGUUAGAUUAAAAAAAAAACAACAAGAAAACGUACAUUAAUCUUUCUGCAAAACCUUAUUUCUGUGCUUCAGUGCUGAGUUUCUCCUAACAAAAAAAAACAAACAUGAAAAAAAUACUAUGAGAAUUAUUUUAAAAUGCAUCAUCAUCGAUGUCAUUCAUUGUCUCAGCAACAAAAAAAAAAAAAGUAUGAAAGGUUACCACUACCCACAUUUAUAAAUAUUGGUACAUAUUUCCCAUUUAUUAAAGUUAGAUUCUCCAUAUUUGAAACCUACAAUUAAUGCGUUGUUCUCACUCAUUUUGAGUUUUCGAUCACCAGUGUGGCUAAGAACAUUUAAAGAGAAAGAUGCCUAACGUAAACAGGCAGCCAGAUCUAGAGUGCUAAUGUGCAUUGUCUCUCUUUUCCCCUCUAGAAAGAGCAUGGCGUUACGCAUCUUAUUCUUUAUAUUUUCUUUGUACCUAACCAAAAAAAAAAAGCAGAAAAAGAAACGAAAAACUCUCAAUGAGACGUGAUAAUUUUAAAUACUUCACUCAGUGGCGGGGUGAUAUCUUCUCUAACCAUUUUUGAACAUUUAUUUUUUGCAUCUUCAAAGUAAGAAAGACUAAAAUUAAAUUGAAUACCUAUAAAAUCCUUGAUUUUCCGGAGUUCAUUUAGCUAUUAGAAUUUGGUUUAUUGUUUAUUUGUACAUAUAUAUAGACAUCAAUUCUAAAAUAGCCGCGAGAGAUCAAAAUCAGUUAAGAUAACCUCGGGGGUGUAUAAUGGAUAAAAGCAUAAUGGAAAAUGGAUAAAGGAAUAAAAAUGGAUAAGGUUGUUGGUCAACGCAUAACGAUAUAUAGGACAUUGACUUGGCCAUGUACAUACAUACAAUCUGAAGUAUUAUUUAGACGAGACUAUGUAGGAAUUAAUAAGAAGCAGAAGCGUAAGCUUAAUUUAUAGGAAUGCCUAAUAAAUACCUUAUGCUGGGACUUGAAGAUAGCAGCGCAUGAAUGACGUAGAGAGUAGAGGAACGUAUUCUCAACAUAAUAACAUAUAGGUGAUAACACUUAGUUUCACAGAUACAAAAUACUGAAUACUGAAAUGUACUGGAGAAGGAGCUUUGACAAUUGCUGAUCAGCGAUUGCCAGACCAUCUUCUGCAAGUUUAAAAUCUAAGUAAUAGUAGGCUCAGAGGGGGGUCUGCUCCAACGCAUUGUUGGUGUCUAUAUAGAGUUGGUAUUUCGUUUAGUUUCGGCCCUCCACACUCGAUGAAUGUAUGUAUAUAUAUUGUUAGCAUGAUUUUUGCUAGAGAGAAUAACUCGCCACCGAGAUUAUAUAUUUUAUUAAAGCGUCCAUCCCCCUUUUCAUUUCUUUUUUCAACCAAUUAAAGAGAAAAAUAAAUCCAUAUUCCCCCAUGUGCGCUUCUUAUAAGUAAAACUAAACUAAAGUAAACCAUACGAAAUAAACUUUUAGAAAUGAGAUUCUUUGUAGAUGGAACUAUGAUGAUGUGUUCUCCAAAUCCAUUUGUCUUUAUUAUUUUUUAAUGUAAUACCCGGUAUAUACGGUAUACGAUUACGACGAGCUUUUAUGUUACAUUCUAUUCUCUCCAAAACCGCUUUAUCUAUUCUAUAUAAAUAUAUAUAUUUGAUAGAAAAAAGAAACACUCGGAAAAAGUAAUGAAAUGAUAAGAAAGGAGGAAGUAUCCCAGCCGAGUUCCUGAACUUAAAUGUGUGAAUUACGUUAGCAAUACUAUAGUAGCCACUAAGAAUUUGUUUUUUUUUUCCUAAGAAUUUACACAAUACUGUAAAAAUAGUUGGAAAUAAAUUUAAUUUAGCUAGAUGUACGCUUAUAAAGGCAAAAUCUGAGAAAAUUCGUUACCGAGUUGUUUUGCGUCUUUGUAAUACAAAUUGUGCCAAAAAAACAAAAAAGAAAACUGGCUCCACGGGAAACCUAAAACAUUUUAGACAAUCGUGUGAUGUUGUUGACACUCGACACAAUUCAAGAAGACACUUGGCUAGAUUUUCCGUCCGUGCAAAUUGUGCACCUAAAAUGGUGUUUCCCCCCCUCGGAUCAAGUAGUUUCCCUUCCGUAGAAGUCCUCAUUCAUUCAUUCAUUCAUCACUAUAUAUUGCUAAAGGGUCAAAUUAGUAGAAGGUUAUUAAAAAAUAACCACCUGCACUUGGCCUAUUUAUUUUGUAGACUUGUAGUAGAC